This is a messenger RNA of Raphanus sativus (radish), 2331 nucleotides long. Its product is annotated as callose synthase 1-like. Gene Ontology annotation, molecular function: glucosyltransferase activity. Gene Ontology annotation, cellular component: plasma membrane. The transcript has 8 exons. Lineage: Eukaryota; Viridiplantae; Streptophyta; Magnoliopsida; Brassicales; Brassicaceae. Bases 1 to 939 code for a protein of 312 amino acids. The record is from RefSeq and is a predicted model, not a curated record.
AUGGAGCCGCCAGAUAGUGACAUGGUACCAUCUUCUGUUAAGCAGAUUUCAGAUGCUCACCAUCUGGUGAAACGACUAGCCAGAUUCUUCAAGCCUUACCACAUAUUUCCUUCCAGUAAUUAUCACCCUAUAAACAGAGUACCUGCGAUACAAGCCGUUGCAACUGCACUCAGGAACGCAAGAAGCUUAAGUGGGCUAGGAAGUGAGAGCAACAAUGACAGAUUAGAUGUUCUAGACGACCUUCAAGCCACGUUUUGCUUUCAGAAAAAUAAUGUUGAAAAUACAAGAAGGCAGUUGCUUUCGUUAAUUGGAAAUAUCGAUCUUCGAGUGCGUGAAGGACCACCGGAUAAACCACCACCAUCGUUGUGGGAUGAUGCUUCCGUGGAAGCAGCGACGAAUAAAUUACUAAAAAACUACAAAAAAUGGUGCAAGUUUUUGGGUAUACGAAACAACAUUCGGUUGCCUAAAGAUGAUGCUAAAAAGGCAUUUGAAAGGAAAUUGUUAUACAUGGGAACAUACCUUUUUGUAUGGAAAGAAUCUUCAAACCUCAGAUUAAUGCCGGAAUGUAUUUGCUACAUAUAUCAUUAUAUGGCAAAAGAACUGAAUCAGAUACUGGAUAAGGAAGUUAACAAAGAGACGGGAGUACUUAUAAAACCAACAUAUAUUGGGAAGAGUGAAGCUUUCUUGGAGGGAGUAGUGGCACCUAUUUACCAGACAAUAGUCAAGAUCCUGUCAGAAGAGGAGAGUCACGGCACAUACAUUGUACAGGCUAAGUUAUACUGCUGCACCAUCAAAACCUUGAGUCAUCAAGUUCACUUUCGAGAAUCUCCCUCCAUGAGUUCAACACCCACACUCUUAGGUUCACUAAAGAAAGAUACUCAUCUUGGAUCAGGAUGCUAUCACAUUUUCGUUCUGAAUACUGAUCACUGUCUGGAUUGAACGAGGAAACACAUGACAAGCUGAGUGUAUGAGAAAGGAGAAACAGGUGUGUUACACAAAGAAAAAUCUGAGUCACUCAGCUACAAAAGCUUAAAGAAAAUAAGGCCUGGAAUGAUAGAUACUCGGGUUGGAGCGGGAUGCCACAACAUUUUGACUCUGACCACGAUCACUGUCUUGACUGGGCAGAGAAGAUCUCAAUUCUUAGAGAUGGCUCGACUUGGAUUAGGGUGUUACCCCACUUUGUUUCUAAGCUCGAAUACCAUCUCAUUGCACUGAGUUGUUGAUCGUACUCUUGAAGAAAAGUUAGUCAAAGUUAGAUGUCGAGUAGAAGUGACAGACACAAGAGGUUUACAAUGUGUUUCCAGACAUUACUACUGAGUGUUGGGGUGGACUUGAGGAUAGAUGAUUAACGGGAGUGAAUCUCGUCUGUGACAGCUACUCGGCUGAGAAAAAGCUACAGACUUGGGAGGACUCAUUGAUUUCACUAAAGCUUUUUUUUUUGUGGUAGUUGACUAAGCUUGUGCAGCGUGUUCUGGGUCUCUCCUCUGGACAAAAAGGCAUCAUGAGUAUGUCUAAAAUGGUUACUGUUAUGUAAAGAUUGUUUUUGAUACUUUGCUCUUUGAAUUUCGGAUCUCUCUCUCAGGCUCUCACAUGGUGGUAAGUGGUGUCAAGUUCACUUGGUUAAAAAUUCAUGAUUAGUUACAACCUGUUUCAUUCUUGAUAAUUUUGUUUGUCAUCUCUGUGAUUAUUGGGUCUUUCUGCAAUUGGCUCAUAUUCCUUGUGUUACUGAUGUUUUUACCUGUAUGUGCACCUAAGCAGGAGGAGAAUACGCCUCGUGGCAAUGAUGACUAUGUUUCGUCUCUGGUUGUUGUUCGUGUUAUUUGUCUUUGUUUGUGCAGGUUGCUUAGGUUGUCACAUUCAGAUAAAAAAGGGGAGAAUGUAAGCUCAAGAAAAAGAGCUUGAUCAUGUGAGGAAUGGCACGAGGUGUUACGCAUGAAGAUCCGUGUGUGACACACUGUGACGGAUUUGUUAUUGAGUAAUGACGUGGCAGAUACUCAUUAACUCUAGGAUAUUGCUUGAAGAUCAAGUAAAGAAGAAUUGAAAAGAUUUGGAUACAUCGAGAUAUUAGGAAAGAGAAUAUUCGGUGGGGACUACUUAACUAGAUUGCGCAGGGGCAAGUUUAGGUUAAGCACGUCAUUGUAAAAGCUAGAGCAAGAGAGUUGUUCUUGUCGGCUACAGAAAUCAAGCAAUAGGUUUUGGCGUUGAGUUUCUGUAACAUAGAGCUUAGGAACUGGUCCGUCGCUAGUCGUGUGUGACUGAGCUUAAAUCGGAUUAAACAGAUCUAAGAAGAUUGUUUAAAAGGUUUCUAUAAUACAAGAAGUGUUCUUGAAA